UUCUGUUUCUGGGUUGAGAGACUAUCAGUUCAGUUUGAUCCGGCGUUCCUUGAAGUCAUAACAAAAUGAAUUCCUCAUUUUCUCUAAUGUGCUUUGCACUGCUCCUGGUUAGUCCUUUGUGCUUCGGGUAUACUGAUGAUGAACGUGAGGCCGAUCGUCUUAGAGUGGCUGAAAUUAUCCGAACCUCCCAGGACGACGAUGCCAAAAUCGGGAACACCCAGAAAUUGCUUGACAUCUAUAAACGUUUAGCUCCAACUUUGUCGGAUGAAGACAGGGAGCAAAUUGAGAGCCUAAUUAAGGAGCAUACGGAUGAAAUAUUAGUCGAUGGAGUUCCGAGUCAAGGCGGACGGAAGACCAAAUACGUUGGAAAGAUCCUUACUCCAGUUGCGAGGGACCUGGCGACUGGAUUCUUUUCAGAGUUUGGUGCAAGCAUUGCUAGAUUAUUCACUGGUUAAUUUCAAUGAAAAAUCGUUAUGCAUACCAAAAUGUAAUUCAAAAAUUUCGAAUUAUGUAAUAUGUUUAUCAGAAACCUUGAAAUAAAAUCUGCUGCACACUGCA
This is a messenger RNA of Drosophila takahashii, 558 nucleotides long. RefSeq names its product protein Turandot C-like. NCBI's taxonomy places the organism in Eukaryota, Metazoa, Arthropoda, Insecta, Diptera, Drosophilidae. The record is from RefSeq and is a predicted model, not a curated record. Gene Ontology annotation, biological process: immune system process.